This is a messenger RNA of Lachancea fermentati, 3135 nucleotides long. The record is from the annotation of a GenBank genome assembly. NCBI's taxonomy places the organism in Eukaryota, Fungi, Ascomycota, Saccharomycetes, Saccharomycetales, Saccharomycetaceae.
AUGAGCAUGUAUCGUGUCCAACAAAGGAAGCGGAAACGGAGGUCCAUCCUUUCCAACUUAGUAAGUACGGGUGUCGUGUACGAAAAUACAAGGGCGGAUACUGUGGAUGAAGAGGCCAGAAGUGACAACAUACUCGCGUCAGAGGUGACGAAGGAACAAGAGGAGGUGCAAGUGCCGAUCAAGAAUUCUCGCAGUACAGCGGAACAAACUACGGUAACGAACCAUAGCUACCCUAAAAAUGACACCAUACCUACCAGAGAUAGUGAAGACACUGCAGGGGGGGAUACUAGCAAACAAGUGGCCAAGCAACUCCAUCUGUUUGACAACAUACCCAAGAUGUUCCUGGAAAAGCUUACGAACUUUACUCUGUUUCAAAACGCACCAAAGGCAUUUUACGUUGAAAUCGCACGGCGUCUUACAUUGAUGAUCUACAACGCACAGGAUUAUAUUGUCAAAGCAGGUGAAUCGGCGAGAGCCAUGUACUGGAUUCUAAGAGGCUCAGUCAACAUCACCUCACCAGAUGGAGAGGCUGUCUACGCAGAGCUGCUGGAAGGCUCCUAUUUUGGCGAAAUUGGACUUCUCUUCAACCGUCCGCGAACGGCUACAGUGGUCGCGCGUACUAAGGUACUAGUCGGGGUGCUUACAGUUGAAAACUUCAAUCAAGUGUUACCGAGCUUUCCCACUGUAGAGCGCCAAAUCAGAGAUGAAGCUCAAGAGCGCCUUGCAAUGCAAGAGAAAAAGCAAAAGGCCGGUGUGAUCAAUUUGCUUAACACAAAUGUUACUCCAAGCAAUUCAGAGCAAACCUCUGCGUCGCCUGGCGAUAAAUCAGUUCCAAAUAGGCACGUUGCAACAGUUUCACCUUUGCUCGCUAGUAUUUCCAUGGAAAAUAUAGACGAUUCAAUCUCAAUUCGCCAAUUCCUGAAAAGCCUGCCGCUCUUCACUACUCUUCCCGCCGAUAUAAUUCACGGCCUCGCACUUUGCAUCGAAAUCAGACAGGUUGAAGCCUUUGAGUACAUUUUUCGCAAGAACGAUAUUGGAAAUGACAUAUACUUUAUUGUUAGCGGAGAAGUCGAGGUUCUAUCGCCCAAAGUAUCUAUAGAGGUCUCAAUGGCGACAUCAAUGACAGUCAAUGAUAUGGAGAUUUUACUUGCUAGACUUGGCCCCGGCCAAUAUUUUGGUGAAAUGGGAUUUUUAAGCUCAAUAAGUGAAGAUAAGAGACAGUCUGUGAGAUCUGCAGAUAUACGAUCAGUGUCCAAUUGUACACUCCUGGCACUGACUGGAGAAACCCUUCGUGAGUUUUGUCGCAGGUACCCACUGGUCAAACGGGAAAUCAAGAAGACAGCUGAAGAACGGAUAAAGAAAAAUUCAGAUAUAAGUGGUGAGAGACCGUCUUCGGCCCCUCUCAAACGAAAGCUUUCGGUUGCUCAAGAACCCCUAUGUACAAACAAGAUAACUCUUACUGACAGCUACGACGGAAAAACUUCGAUUCCAAGUAUAAUGAGAGAUUCAAUCUCUACUAGCAUUUCUGAUAUCAACUCUAAUAUUCCAAUUCAAGGAACUGGUCUCAAUACUCCAUUUUCGAGUAUUUCAUUUAAUCCAAAUUUUUCAUUUAACGUACCUAAGAACAGGCCUCCUUCGCCACUUCUCCCACCUCCAAGAGUAUCCAGCUCUGCUGAUCUUUUGACAUCUCCUCAAUUACAACCUAGCGAGACAAAAGUGACUUUGAAACACAUUUCAAGCGAUGCAGAGAUACCUUUAGAGUUGCAACCUCCUCCUGUGAAUUGUGGAAGGCAAUAUCGAAAUUCUUUUAGUAUUCAAAAUCCUGCUCCUGUAAACUAUAUGCCCCAUCAUAAAAGGGUUCGGCUCUCAAGUAUAAGUGGUGGACCUAGACGUCGGCCGUCUGUUUUGACUGUGGGGCCAUUGCCAGAUCGUAUUUUGUUAAGAUGUUUCCAUUAUCUUAGCUUACCAGAGCUAAUGAAGCUGAGAUUGGUCUGCAGACGGUGGAGACAACUACUUUAUGUUGCUCCUGGACUAUUUGAUAAACUAGAUUUGACACUUUGGAACAAGACGAUUGACGACAAAUCCCUUAUACAGAUUACAGACUUCGUUGGGUCUAGGCCUAAGCUGAUUGAUAUAUCCAACUGUUACCAUGUUACUGAUGAAGGAUUUUCUUACAUGAUUAACGAAAUUGGUAUUGGUGGUCAAUUGCGUACCAUUAAAAUGAAAGGCUGCUGGGAAGUGAGCGCCAUGGCAAUUAUGGACAUUGCGGUACCGUGCAUAGGCAAUCUGUUGGAAGAAAUUGACUUGACCAAUUGCAGAAAUGUUCGCGAUGACGUAAUACAGCGAUUAAUUGGCUGGGACAACGAACCGAACAACUCCGUAGCGGAUCAAAAGUGUCUUUCACAACAGCAUGAGGGCUGGCUGUAUCCUCUUGAUGAUCCAAUUCCAGGUAUGGAAUUAUUUGAUAGCUCAGAUGUAUCCUCGAAAGUGGGUGUGGGGUGUCGGAAUUUAAAGAGCUUAACUUUACGUUAUUGUAAAGGUCUUACGGAUAGUACCCUUUACCACUUAGCUUUAUAUACACGAGGGACCUUAGUUUGCUUAGACCUGACUCGUUGUACGGGAUUAACAGAUGUUGGAUUUUCUUACUGGGGCUUUCAACAUUUUGCAAAACUGCAAAAGCUUACCUUGAGCGAAUGCAUUUUUUUGACAGACAAUUCCAUUAGGUCUAUUGCGAAUUGUGCAUCAAAUUUACGGGAACUGAACCUUUCAUUCUGUUGCUCACUAACAGAUGCUUCGAUAGAGUUAUUAUGCCUUGGUUGCCCCCUCCUGGAAAGCUUGGAUCUCAGUUUUUGUGGUAGAGCUGUUAGUGAUGUCUCAUCGCUGGCGAUUUCGAUGCAUCUCAGACAACUUCGCCGUAUUUCACUCAAAGGGUGCUUAAGAAUAACGAGAUCAGGCGUUGAUUCACUUUUGGGAGGGUUUGCUCCAUUAUCGUUUAUCGAUAUUUCUCAAUGCAAGAAUGCACACAUGUAUCAAGGCGUCGUUGCUGCUACUAAGUUCGAACCUGCAGAAGGUUCACGAAGCGUAUUCGUGACUAUGGAGGACAAUGGAGAUAGAUGUGUGCAAGUUGUUAUAUAA